This is a messenger RNA of Ylistrum balloti, 2163 nucleotides long. RefSeq names its product CD2 antigen cytoplasmic tail-binding protein 2-like. Gene Ontology annotation, molecular function: protein binding. The record is from RefSeq and is a predicted model, not a curated record. Gene Ontology annotation, cellular component: U5 snRNP. The transcript has 4 exons. Lineage: Eukaryota; Metazoa; Mollusca; Bivalvia; Pectinida; Pectinidae. Bases 2 to 1090 code for a protein of 362 amino acids.
AAUGGCGUCAAAACGCAAAGUGGAGUUUGCAGAAGAAGCUGCCGAAGGCGGCGACGAAUCGCGGAGAUUUAAAGGAAAGCACUCACUUGACAGCGAUGAGGAAGAUGACGAUGCCACAAAAUAUGAUGUCAUGCCAGAAGAUGAAAUAGAAGGACAGGAAGAUUCAACAAUUGAACGUGAUGGUGAGAUACAAAUAACACCGUUUAACAUGAAGGAUGAGUUGGAGGAAGGACAUUUUGAUAAAGAAGGGACAUACAUCUACGACAAGAAAAAGGAAAUCAGAGACACGUGGAUGGAUAAUAUUGACUGGGUAAAAGUGAAAGAAAGGCCAUUGUCCAGUAAAUAUGACGAUGAAGAUGAUGAUUCAGAAGAAGAAGUUGUUGACAAAGAAUCAAUUCUGAAAGAAAUGUUGGAGUUUGUGAAACCAGGGGAGACGAUCAUGAAAGCCUUGCGAAGACUAGGUGGCAAAUUCCAAACAGCAAGUCAGCGCUGGAAAGCAAAGAAGAAGAAACUGACUGUCAGUGAUGAACAGAGUGAACAAAAUGCCAAGGACAAAGAAAAUAUGUUAAAAUUAACAGGACUGGCAGAUCAACUCAUACAGACUGGUAACAUGGAAGUGUAUGAAAUGACAUAUGAGAAAAUAAAUUAUGAGUUAAAGAAAUUUGAAGACUCUAAACCAAAGCCUGUUAGUAUUCCUGAUGGUAUGGACGAUGAUGAUGCACUUGAUAUGUUUGCUGAAAGUUUGGACAAAGAGGAAGAGGAAAAGAAUUCUGGAAAAAAUCAAUUAAAAUCAGAGGAAAAUGCUGCCCAAAAGGACACGGCCAAUAACUCUGAGGCUAAAACUGCUGACAGUGCAGAGACUGUUCUGCCUGACCCUUUAGAGAAACCUCCAGCACCAGACCCGGCAGAGGUCAUGUGGGAGUAUAAGUGGGAAGAACAAAGCGAUGCAGAGUUGCACGGACCCUUUACUUCCUCCCAGAUGUUACAGUGGACGGAGGAGGACUACUUCCCAGAUGGUGUGUUUGUCCGUAAAGUCAACACUGAUAAAUUCUACAACUCUCGGCGGAUAGACUUUGAACUCUACACAUGAUGGGUUUCUAGUGUUGGGAUGUUUUAGGUUAAAACCCUUAACCAGAUUCUCCAUUGAUUAUGACCUCUGAUGCCAUUUGACGCAGUUUUGACCACCUCAGAUCCAUUUGACCUAAUUUUGAUCCAGUAGUGGCUUUGAAUCCAACAGGUGAUCUUAACCAAUACCAAAUGGUCCAUUUAUUUAAUCUUUUGACUCUUAUACCCUAAUAGUGGAUCAAAAUAUCCAUAUCAUUUGUUAACAUGAUUUAAAAAUUGGAUAAACUUGAAAGCCCAUCCAGAUUAUUUCCUAUCAUCUCACCAGAAUUUACAGUGCAUGCAGGAAAAGAGAUGAAAAUCUGACAAUUUCUAAAAAUGAUUCAUUGCUGAUCAACUUGAUUUGUAGAUUUGUAUGAAACCUCUUCAUAAAAGUUUAAGACCUGAGGAAUGCUGGAAAAAAGAACAAGAUGAUACACCAGAUUGUUUUUCACUUUUUAUUGGGAUUGGGUUUUUUUUACCUAAUUUUAGGAUGAAAAUUGUGAAAGAAAUAUUUCAAGAGUAAAUUGUACAUUUAGGAAAAUGAACUUUUUCAAUUUUUUUUUUAAUUAACACUUAUGAUAUCUUAAUUGAUAAACAACUUCAGUCCUACUGGUGGUAUGAUUUGGACCUCUCUGAAGAGUUUUACAAUUAUACAAUGUAUAGUAAAGGAUAUCUGGGACAAUCUAGGAAUAUGUCGCUGAUUAGUGAUAAAAACAGACCAAUCUUAUUUUUCGGCAAAGACUUUUCCCAUACAGUUGAAAAUAUAUUCUAAUACUUUCAAAACUAACAAAUAAGAAAAAUUAAUUUAAAAAACAAAUUAAAUUUUCAUUCUCUGUCACCUUUGAUAUUAGAACUACAAAUUCUGGAUGUAUUUAUGUAAUUACCCCUUAGAGUAUUUGUUUUCAAAAUAUACAAGAUUUUAUCUUUUAGAAAGAGUGAAGUAUAAUUAUAUUGUUAUAUUGAUGGCAGCAAUAAAUACCAUGUGUAUAGAUGUGGUAUGAUGGUGUUUAGUACACAAUAUUUUUGUGAUUAUUUCAUUAAAUGAGAAUUCAUAAACAA